This is a messenger RNA of Sclerotinia borealis F-4128, 969 nucleotides long. Lineage: Eukaryota; Fungi; Ascomycota; Leotiomycetes; Helotiales; Sclerotiniaceae. The record is from the annotation of a GenBank genome assembly.
AUGACUAGACAACGGGGAAUUCCGAAACUUCAGAACUGUCGUUUUGGAAGGCAUCGCUUGGGAGAAGCAGCGUAUGCAAACUCCCCUCCUUCUCCUCUCUCCUCUCCUUUCCUGAGCUCUAAAAAUCUCAAGGAAAGGAGAGGAGGAGAGUUUGCAUACACUGGGAAGAAACUCGACACCAUUCAAGAAUUCUGGGUACCUUUUCCAAACAGCACUUUUGUGGAGAUUCAAGGCACUAUUCCGGAUAAAGCAAACCAAACCUUUGAUAUUGAGGAGAGGAAAGGAGGGGAGUUUGUAUACGCCGGCUAUCACCAAAUCUGCGGCGCUGUCUACGAGGCCAAGGAAGAAUUUGAUGACACCAUCAACGAUCUCACGAAGAACCCGGUCAGUAUGCUUCAGUUGAGGGUUCUAGGUAAUCCAUUACGACUUCCUGACAAGAUCCAUCAUCAAAUUACACAGAAAAUCCAGAUAGAUUGUGAAGGCAUUGGCAAGCACUUUAAAGCUUGCACUAACGAUGUUGUCGGAUCUCUCAACUUUCGUCUUCAUGCCUCAUCUGGUUCUACAUCUAGCUGGCAUAUGAAUAGUAUGGGUUAUUUUACCACAAUCCUCAUGCAUGGUAAAGAUGACGAUAUCAGUUUGUGGCCUUUCGCGGAAAUUAGACAUUUAUCCAGAGAACGACAAUUGGAGGUAUGGGCCGACUUUGCUGCACAUGGUGAAAGCUGGAUACCACCCCUGACGCCGAUGAUUCUUGAGGAUAAAGAGUCGAACAUUUCAAAUCUUGUAUCAACUUCCAUUCCAACUGAUGCUGUCCUCGAGCUGAGCAAGCAAAUUCAUUAUAAUACCGGCUAUGAAGUGAGAUAUGAUAUCGAAAAUAAUGAUUUUGGGAAGGACGACAACAUCUGCCUAUUACGAAAAGGCUCGGCUUGUACACUUGCCCAGAAUCAGCUUCACUUUGUCAUCACUCCCUAG